CUCUCUUAUGACAACAGCUAAUAGAUCUCAACGGCUUAUAAAACCUCUCCUCCUCCCCCCAUUCAUCCAAUUCUGAGCAAACCAGUUGAUUUGUGUUCUACAAAAAGAUUAAAACUUGCUCAGAAGGCCAGCAAUGGAGCAAACAGGCAUAACUGAAAGUCCUCUGACCCCACCUCCUUCCUCAAGCCCCAACCCCAGCGUCUUACUCAGAAGAAGAAUUCUCUCAUGGAGCAAAGAGAACAACAACCAACCAGCUUCAGUUCAUGUCCACAUCGACGGCAACAUCUUUCAUCUUCAUGAGUCCCCCCUUGUUUCAAAGUCUGGUUUUUUCCGAAAGGCAUUGCCGGAAUCCUUCGAGAUCGAGCUCCCCGACAGUUUUCCGGGAGGAUCGGAAGCAUUCGAGAUUGCCAUAUUGUUCAGCUAUGACAGUCCACUCCCUCUCGACCCUUUCAAUGUUCUGGCGCUUCGUUCCGCCGCCAGUUUCCUCGAGAUGACGGAGGAGUACUUUUCCGGCAACCUCUGCGAGCAGGCAGACCUGUACUUGAACCAAGUUGUGCUGCAGAGCUGGGAUGAUACCCUCAUAGUUCUUCAGAAGUGCCAGAUUCUGCCAUCAUGGGCUGAAGAGCUUCUUUUUGUGAGCCGUUGCAUUGAAUCCUUGGCAUUCAUGGCUUGUAUGGAGAUACUUGAUCCCGAAAGAGAACGAGAAGGCCCUCUCCUCAGCUUACAAGUUAUGGUUGGUCGUGUCUGGGACUGCGAGAAAGCGAAGGAGAUUGCUGGGCAGGAUUUAUGGGUCAAGGAGCUCACCGCCCUCCCGUUCGAGUUCUUCGAUAGGAUCAUUCAAUCUCUGAGAAAUCAAGGCAUGGAGGAGAAGUAUGUUAGCCCCUUAAUUGUCUUAUAUGCUAACAAAUGGGUGCUCUCCAAGAAGACGCACAAAUACUUGGAGGAGAACGCUGAUGAAAACAAUGCAAUUGAUGUUAGUGAGAAAGUUUCAUCAAUUCUUCAAGGCUUACUUGAGCUUCUUCCAUUGGGAGAGAAGACGAGUAAAGUGAUUCCGGUAGGCUUUUACCUUGCCAUGCUCUCAAGGUCUGUGAGUCUCGGUUUAGAAGGCGAGAGCACGAUACGUUUGGAAGAAGAAGUCGCCUCCCUUCUGCAUUUUGCUCGCGUGGAAGAUUUACUGCUCCCUACCAAUGGCGACGACCCGAAAGCCAUAGUGAAUUCUGCAGAGUUAAAGGUGAUGGAGAGAAUCUUCUCGCUUCAUUUAUCAUUCAAACAGGAGACAUUUUACAGUGGAUCUUCUGUCAUCAACACGGACUCCAUGGUUGCUGCGUUAUGGGAUCGUUAUCUUUCCUAUAUCGCCGUUGAUCCAAAGCUCGACACGAAUAGAUUCAUAAAGCUCAUUGAAACAGUGCCAAUGGUCGACCGAGAGACUCAUGACAAUCUAUACAAAGCAAUCAGUGUUUUCUUACUGGAACAUCAACAUAUUUCAUCUGAAGACAAAGCAUCCCUCUGCAAAUAUUUGAAUUGUCCCAAAUUGUCACAACCUAUAUGUGUUCAAGCAGUGCAGAAUGAGUUGAUGCCGCUACGAUUAAUCGUACAAGCUCUAUCUGUUCAGCAGCUUCACACAUAUCAAGCCUUCAAAGAUUUCUCAGAAUCCUUCAGAUACACGCAGUUUGGAGAUUUCUCAGGAAGCCUUCUAAGCUCCAGAUCCCAAGCUCUCUUAAAUCAAUAUAUGGGCAAAAACUCGUAUCAACAAACGACGGGGGAAGAAGAUGAUGCUGGAGGAACUCUUUUAGACUCGCUUACGAAAAGCACCGAUAUGAUAGAAAGGCCGGAUCUUGCCAAGGCAGAAUAUGAAUCAGCAAGCUUUAGAAUCCAGCUUCUUGAAGAAGAACUCAUGGCCUUGAAGAAAAGUCUUAAACAGCAGAACGUACUGAAGAAGAGCUCUCGGCAGUCUGGCGCAGACGGGAAGAAGGUUCUGAAGAGAAGGAGCGGUCCUGGCCAAGUUAAGAGCUGCAUCGGCUCGAUCGGUUGGGGUUCACAGACGAAGCAUGUUAACAGAUUGGUAAAGGCCUUUCGAAAGCUGAGAAUUUUAGGAAGAGGAAAAAGCAAGAUAAGGCAGAGCCUCCUUCGAGGGGAACAGGAGGAGAUCGACGCAGGAAGAAGAAAGAAAGAAGAAGUUCGAGCCGUUUUGAGGUUGUUCCUCGGACGGUUCGGCGUCGCGAGGAGAUCGCAGGAGGAAUUCUCCUGUGCGCGACAGGGUUGCGAGGAGUUUCGAAACCAGGCAGCGACACCGGAAGGAGUUACCGCCGGAGUUCGGGGCGCAGCAUUUGGCUUCUUCGGCAGAGGUGAAUCGCGAGAGUCCAGAAAAUUCGCGGUUCUGCGGAGGAGUGCGGUUCAACGCAUCUUCCACAGGCGACGAGAGGAGUCAGGCAGUUUGGACGGAUCACGACCGAGAAGGCUUCACGGCGUUCGCCACAGACAGAGACGAAUUCGGGAAGGAGAUUCACGAAGGAGGAGGCUUUGCAGAGCAGUUCGAGACGCAGAGGAAUUCACCCAUUCGCGACAGGCAGAUCUCGUUCGCGGGAAGAAGAUAAGGCUAGAUCGCCCGUGCCGUUCGCAAAGCCUUGUUCGGCAGUUCGUGGGCAGUUCGAGUGAACAGUCGCGGCCUUUGUCAAACCGGUUGGCGAACGAGGCGGAGCGGCGCAUCGGGAGUUCGCGGAAAAGAAGGGAUCACGGAACAGGCAGAGCAGUUCGCGACAGGAAGCUCCGGACAGUUCGCGCUUCUUCACCAGGGGAUUCGCGAAUCGCGUUUUAG
Molecule: messenger RNA, 2815 nt
Organism: Phalaenopsis equestris
Lineage: Eukaryota; Viridiplantae; Streptophyta; Magnoliopsida; Asparagales; Orchidaceae
Product: BTB/POZ domain-containing protein At5g48130
Exons: 5
Coding region: 134-2815 (893 amino acids)
Molecular function (GO): protein binding
Source: RefSeq, a predicted model, not a curated record